GGGGUUUGUUUUGGACACAUGGAGGUAUGAGACCUAGCUUACGUACACGCUGGACAAUAACCUCCCGCUGCAGAAACUAGCGACUGUCAGUGGCCCCCCAUGCGGUGGUGAAGAUGCAGCGGUUGUGCCGUGUGUCCCUGGCCGCGUUGGCUCGGGGGGGUGGGGGCUGCUGCCGAUCUCCCCGUAGGCUGAGCAGCGCUGACAGAAGACCCCCCGUGCCCCUAGGGGGCAGAGUGCUUACCAACCCUGACUGUGUCUUCCAACACAACAUGUGGUACGCCAUGGCAACGCAUACUGAGGAGGAGCGAGAGAACGCCAGGCAGAGAGCGGAGGAGAACUCCUCGGAGCGGAUUCCUCAAGAGGAGCGAGCUAAGUACGAGAGAGACGCCAGUCAGUUUUGGGACGGCUUUUACGAGACGCACCAGAACAAGUUCUUCAAAGACCGCCGCUGGCUCAUCCAGGAGUUCCCAGAGCUGCUGCCCCCGGGGCUAGACUCCGCUUCGGCUUCUGCCGCCGCCGCCGCCGAGGAGGCCCUGGGUGCCGUCUCUCUGGCUGCUGGGGCGCACAGUGAGCCAGGGGAAGGGCGCCGACAGGAGGGCUCUGCUGCCCAGUCUGUGCUAGGUGGAGGGAGAGAGGAGAUCCAGGAUGUUUCCUGUGCUGCGCAGAAACAGGAAGUGCAGCCCGAGAAGGAGGAAGUGCAGCUGGAGAAAAGGGCAAUGCUGCCCGGCAACCAGGAAAGGCGGCCCGGUGCGGGAGACAGCUGUGGUUUCCCCGGAGACCGAGCAUCUUUCAGGAUAUUAGAGGUGGGGUGUGGAGCUGGAAACAGUGUGUUUCCCAUCAUCAGUGCCAUCAGGGGCCGAGGGGGGUUUCUGUACUGCUGUGACUUCUCCUCACGGGCCGUGCAGUUGGUUAAGGAUCACCCGGACUAUGAUGGCUCUCUGUGCCAUGCCUUUGUGCAGGAUGUGUGUGAUGAGACGGCCUCCUUUCCUUUCCCCCCUCACAGUCUUGACGUCAUCCUCCUGGUCUUUGUGCUCUGUGCUAUUCAACCCCAUAGGAUCCAAGGAGUGGUGGACAGGCUGGCCAGCUACCUGAAGCCCGGUGGUGUGGUUCUGUUCCGCGAUUAUGGCAGAUACGACUUGUCACAACUGCGCUUUAAAAAAGGUCAGUGUUUGUCGGAGAACUUCUACUCACGGCGUGACGGGACCUGUGUGUACUUUUUCACCAAAGAGGAAGUUCAUGACUUAUUCACCACUGCCGGUCUGGAGGAGGUCCAGAACCUGGAGGACCGCCGGCUGCAGGUCAACCGGGCCAAGAAGGUGGUGAUGCGCCGGGUUUGGAUGCAGAGCAAGUUCCAGAAACCUCUCCAGCCGCCACGGGCCAGCUAGCACACUGCCCUAAAGACUACUGUGGGCUAUCGAACCUACAGACACACAUUUUCAUCAGCAUCUUGUUAUGCUUUUGAAAGAUGGAUGCGUCUUUCUGAUGUGUUUUUUUUAUGUCUAUCAUCAAGCCUGUGUUAAGGAACAAUAUUACAGUAUGCACUGUGUAAAACUCACCAACCAACAAUGGCCAGCUAACAAACUGGGAUGACUGAACCAAUAGACGCAUUUUCAUCAUAAUCUUAGUAUGUCACUGAAGGAUAUUUCUUUAUUUUAAAGAAGGAUUACUCUUCCUCAUGUUUUCUGUGAAGAUCCCCAGUUUCCCUUGAGUGAACAGCAACUGCAGCGAUGGCAUGAACUCUCAGUAGACUUUAUGAAAAGUUAGUUGUGUUUUGAAAGGUUUCACUAACCUUACGUCACUUACCUCUGGUUUUGAACAACAGAAGAAAUCUGUGCAUGAUUUAAUAUCUCUGAAAUUAUCAUAAGAAUUAAAGAUGUUUUGUACUA
Clupea harengus (Atlantic herring) is the source of this 1886-nucleotide messenger RNA. RefSeq names its product methyltransferase 8, methylcytidine (gene mettl8). The coding region runs from base 114 to 1385 and encodes 423 amino acids. The transcript has 10 exons. Gene Ontology annotation, molecular function: tRNA (cytidine-N3)-methyltransferase activity. Lineage: Eukaryota; Metazoa; Chordata; Actinopteri; Clupeiformes; Clupeidae. The record is from RefSeq and is a predicted model, not a curated record.